GUAGGGAGUACACUCUUGAAACUGAAAAGAAAACUAUUAAAAUCUCAAAUUUGAGGAAAAGUACUUUUAAAAUAACUAAUUCUGAAUGAAUUUGGUAAUGAAUUCCAAACUUAAAAAAUUAUUUUCUUUUUAAUUGUAUCUAAUAAGCCUUAUGUGAUGGGAACAAUGAAUAAUUUUAUUAAAAUGAAUAAAAAGUACUUACUGUGGUUUGCUCAGGAGCAUAUAGAGUUUAGGCGAGAAGAAAUUAUGUCCCUCGUGUCACUAUUUAAUAUUAAGAUGAAUUUUGUGGAGGAGCCUACGCUAGAGCAACCUUUCUGGGUUGUAGAAUUCUUAAAUGAGGAUGAUGUACAUUUAUUAGCUAACAGAUCUGUAUCCUUGAGAUCGUGUAUUGAAUUAUUGACUUUUGCAAAGAGUGUUAAAGGUUUACAUGAGAAUUUGAAGACCUUUUCUACAGAUUAUGUAAAACUGCUUUUUGAUGACAAUAAGAGUUUUAAAAUUGAAGUAGAGACAUUUGGUAAACAUUUUACACAUUCUGAAAAAGUAAAUAAAUUGCAGGCAUUUGAUUAUUUACCAUACAAAGGAAAGGUAAAAUUAAAGGAUCCUGAUACUUUAUUUUAUUACAUUGAAUAUUAUGGAACAGAUCCAACAUGUCCACCUAAAGAACCUUAUGAUGUAUAUUUUGGGCGGUGGAUUAUAAAUGGUUUAAGGCAAUUAGUUAAAAAAUUUUCACUGAAAACUAGAAAAUUUAUAGGCAACACUACAAUGGAUCCUCAGUUGUCCUUUUUAAUGGCAAAUCAAGCUAAAGUUAAGAAAGGUGACUUAAUACUGGAUCCUUUUGUGGGAACUGGUUCCUUACUUAUUUCAGCAGCUUACUUCGGGGGCUACAUACUGGGAACUGAUAUUGAUUAUCUUAUGUUACAUGGAAAAACAAGACCAAGUAGAAUUUCACAAAAAGUGAGAGAAAAAGACGAAAGUAUUAAGGCUAAUAUGGUACAAUAUAAUUUGGAAAGUCAAUAUUUGGACGUUAUGGUUAGUGAUUUCGCAGCGUGGUAUUGGAAGGACAGUUUGAAAUUUGAUGCGAUUCUUACUGAUCCCCCUUAUGGAAUCCGAGAAGCCACAGAAAAAAUUGGUAUACACAAAGAGGCUUACACUAUAAGUGAAGAGCACCUUGCAACACACAUACCAGCAAAAAUUGAGUAUGGAAUAUCACAAAUGUAUUUUGACUUACUUAAAUUUUCAUGCAAACACUUAAAAAUAGGAGGACGACUAGUUUGUUGGUUCCCUGUUUUCAGGGAAGAUUAUACAGUGGAAUCACUGCCUUCAAGCAACUGCUUAAAAUUAGUGGCUAAUAGUGAACAAAUCCUAAGUAAAUACACUUCAAGAAGACUUUUAACAUAUGAAAAAAUUAAAGAACCUGGAGAAGUCGACCUUGACAAUGAAAUUACAAUAGCAGAUUUUAGGGAAAAGUACUUUAUGCUAAGAGAAGAAACCAGAAAAGAGAAAAGAAUUAAAAAAGCUCAAGAAAAAUAUGAAAAUUAUCAACAAUAUUUACAAAAAAAGGAGAACAAAUAG
Molecule: messenger RNA, 1572 nt
Organism: Agrilus planipennis (emerald ash borer)
Lineage: Eukaryota; Metazoa; Arthropoda; Insecta; Coleoptera; Buprestidae
Product: tRNA (guanine(10)-N2)-methyltransferase homolog
Exons: 9
Coding region: 157-1572 (471 amino acids)
Biological process (GO): methylation
Cellular component (GO): cytoplasm
Molecular function (GO): nucleic acid binding
Source: RefSeq, a predicted model, not a curated record